AUAGCUCUAACCUCUGACCCCAGGCUUCCGUCUUCCUCUUUUUCGGCCGCCAUAGUGGUGACAGGGCUGCAAGGGUCCACCAUGUCGUCCCACAAGACUUUCAAGAUUAAGAAAUUUCUUGCCAAGAAGCAAAAACAAAAUAGACCAAUUCCACAGUGGAUUAGAAUGAAAACUGGUAACAAGAUCAGGUACAAUUCCAAGAGAAGACACUGGAGAAGAACCAAGCUCGGCUUGUAAAAUUGUCGUGUGGAUGGCAGACCAAACACCCCCGUGUAUUCUCCUUGAACCUGAUCACCUUGUUAUAUAAUAUUGUCAUCAUUAUAUAGCAGCAUCUGCUGAUUCUAUUUGGAAAUAAAAUGUAAAACACUUUCAUUAA
Pelobates fuscus (common spadefoot toad) is the source of this 376-nucleotide messenger RNA. RefSeq names its product ribosomal protein L39 (gene RPL39). Bases 82 to 237 code for a protein of 51 amino acids. Gene Ontology annotation, cellular component: cytosolic large ribosomal subunit; ribosome. Gene Ontology annotation, biological process: translation. NCBI's taxonomy places the organism in Eukaryota, Metazoa, Chordata, Amphibia, Anura, Pelobatidae. Gene Ontology annotation, molecular function: structural constituent of ribosome. The transcript has 3 exons. The record is from RefSeq and is a predicted model, not a curated record.